AUGCAGCUUCCAACUGGUGUCAAUCGCAAAUAUGCCGUCUUAGCAGGCUUCGCCCUAGGAUUGGCCUGGCUUUGGUUUGCUUUCGACCGUCCUCAAGUUAUACCUACACAUAUCAUCUGGAAUGCCAAUUCGGGUGGCCCGCAAACGAACAUACCUGCUGCCACCUUAGAUCAACAGGAUGUAUUCGACUUCCCGCAUGUCAAUUCCGAGGUUAUGAGAGCAGUUUGUGCGACACAAACGUGGAACUCGAGCGUCAUAUUUACAUGCGAUAGCAAUCAAGGAGGAGUUGGACAUGUGCGAAACUCCAUACUUAAUUGCGUGCGAUAUGCAAUUGGUGCAGGUGGUAGCUUGGUUAUGCCAAAUAUCAAGCUGAGGGAGGAUAUUCAGGACUUGAACAUGAUGCCCAGCGAGGAAGGGGAGAAAUCUCACAUGGGCAAACGGCAUGGUCUUGGCUGGAAGGGUCUGGAUUAUAUGUUUGAUGCGGAUCACUUCAAGAAAUCUUUGAAGAUGUCAUGUCCUGAAUUGAAUGUCAUCGACCAUAUGGAACAAACAGUCAAUGAGAGAAGACGCGGGCUUCAGCCUGAGAGCUUGUUUAUAAAUCGACCAACAAGCGGAUUGGAACAUCCAGAGGAAUGGCAGGAAAAAUUACAUGGCUGGAUCGAGAAAUGGAUGUCACCAACACCACAAUCGAUACCAAUAGUUGUGGAUCUGGAACAAUCAAAUCUUCAAUACCCAACUCAUGCCGAUGGCCAUGUCUUCGCUCAUGAGUUUGGACAGAUAAUGAAAUUCCGACCCGAUGUUCGUCGCCUUGCAACCUCAACUCUACGCGAAAUUUCAAACUGGUAUGAUGUACCACUUAAUGUCAGCUCCACAAUUGUUACCCCUUCAUUCUUAGGCGUACAUUUGAAGACUGAGCCGGAAGGAAUUGAGAGGCGACAUGUUGCUGCCGCUCCAUUUAUGCAUUACCAUGGUCAAGCCGAAGCAUACAUCGCACUGGCCAAGUCGAUGAAAACACCACUUAUAUACGCCGCCUCGGGUGAUAUUGAUUCUACUCAUAAAUUGGCAGUUGAAGCUAAAACUUAUGGCAUUGAUGUCACCCACAAAGAGGAUCUUCUAAAAAACCACGAGCGAGAAGAGUUGUCUCAUUUGAGAUGGGACCAGAGAGCUUUAAUUGACUACCUGGUGGUCCUGCGGGGAGAAUAUUUUGCUGGUGUAGGCCAUUCGAUGUUCUCGUGGAAUGUAAUGUUGAAGAGACAUGAGUCUGCGCUGUUGAAGCAAAAAUUGCACAAUGAAACCUAUGCUGAUGAUCUGAGUAGUCUCUAUGGUGUUAGAGAGAGUUAUUUGGACUCGGCAAAAUGUAUGUGGGCUUAA
Messenger RNA from Botrytis byssoidea, 1371 nucleotides. RefSeq lists its product as uncharacterized. The transcript has a single exon. The coding region runs from base 1 to 1371 and encodes 456 amino acids. Lineage: Eukaryota; Fungi; Ascomycota; Leotiomycetes; Helotiales; Sclerotiniaceae. The record is from RefSeq and is a predicted model, not a curated record.